Messenger RNA from Dromaius novaehollandiae (emu), 983 nucleotides. It is a transcript of the gene SPC25, whose product is annotated as SPC25 component of NDC80 kinetochore complex. The coding region runs from base 157 to 861 and encodes 234 amino acids. Gene Ontology annotation, cellular component: Ndc80 complex. The record is from RefSeq and is a predicted model, not a curated record. NCBI's taxonomy places the organism in Eukaryota, Metazoa, Chordata, Aves, Casuariiformes, Dromaiidae. The transcript is spliced from 7 exons. Gene Ontology annotation, biological process: chromosome segregation.
UACUCUUGUUGAGAGGCGGCGAGGGGCGCUGCCCAAUGGGAAAGCGGCCGUUGGGGCGGCGGGAAGGCGCCGGCAGUUUGAAGGCGGUUGGGUGCGCGCGGCUCUGCGUCGGCGUUUUUUUCCCGGGGCGGCGGCGGCGGCGGCGGAGCUCGCACUAUGUCUAACGUAAAGACAGAAGAUGAAAUAGCCCUUUUUGAAAGAGAAAUAAAAGAGUUUUGGACCAAAUUCAAAGGUAUUUACGGCAGUGAACAGAUCAAUCAGAUUUUAGCACUGAGAGAUUCAUGCAAGGAGUCCAUAAAAGCACUUUCAGACAAAUGGUCUAAGAAAUUAAAAGAAGAGGACCUGAUGAUUGAUAAAAUUCAGGAGUAUAGUGAUGAGAUUCUCCAGCAGAGCAAACGCAUAUCAGAAAAUCAGGAACACUUGACAGAAAUAAAAUCUAACCUAAAUCAUGAAGAAGAGCAAAAGAAGGACUUGACUGACAGCAUCCAAGAGCUUAAAGAAGAGCUGAUGAAGAAAAAGGGAAUAAUAUCUUCUAAAAACAAAGCCACUAAAGAGAGAGUGGAACGACUAUGCAAGUCUAAAGCAUUGUUUGAAGAGCGGCUUGGACUGGAAAUACGCAGAAUUCAUAAUGAACAGUUGCAGUUUAUAUUCAGACAUAUUGACCACAAAGAUCCUGAGAAGCCAUAUAUGUUCACCCUUUCCAUAAAUGAACAGGGAGAUUAUGAAGUGACUUCCUGUUCUCCUCCCCUGGACUGUAUAGCGGAGUUCCAGCAAAAAGUGAGAGAAACUAACAAUUUUUCUGCAUUUGUUGCCAACAUCAGAAAAGCUUUCACUGCUUUAUCUUAUAAACAGUCUGUGUAAGAUUAGCUUAUACCUCUGUUCCUAGCUGUAGCGUGUUUUUAUUUCUCCUUCCUGUAUUGUGAAGGUAUCUUUCUUAUCCAUGUCUUGCUCUAACUUCUAAAUAAAGAAAAAUAACCAAAACA